Messenger RNA from Prorocentrum cordatum, 1151 nucleotides. The record is from the annotation of a GenBank genome assembly. NCBI's taxonomy places the organism in Eukaryota, Dinophyceae, Prorocentrales, Prorocentraceae.
GCGUCGCGCCGCGCACGUCGAGAGGGCGCAGCAACGCAGAGCCACGGCGGCCGGAACAGGAUCACCAUGAACGUUGCCUUCCUUCGUGGGUAAUUCGCCCAUCGGUUGCGAAUUGAGCAGCAAGCUUCGCAGAUUCGCCGAAGUCUUUGGCGGCCCGGUCGUCCUCUUCGACGAUGGUUGCCCAGGGCAGCGUGGACAUGCCCAAGGAGAGCAUCCGCGCAAGAAGAGAGCGCCUCCCACGCCCCUGAGACGCGCCAAGGAGCCCGACGGGAGUUGGAACCAAGUUCUCUCGAAUCCAACAAGGUGGCGGGCUCGGAGGCCGUCGGGACUUCGCAGGCACCCACGCCGUCGGCGAAGCGUAUGCCCGAGGAGCACAAGCUCCAGCUGCUGGCCAAGCGGAAGGCGUUCACCGAGGACGGACAGGCUGCACAACAGGAAGGAGUUCAAGAGGGAGAUGGAGGCGAAUCGCGUCACGUCCGACCUCUCGUGGGAGGACUACUUCUUGGAAACAGUAUCAGGAGGUGACGUUGGGCCAGUCCCUCGGCUGCGACCUCGAGCUGUCCUGGCCCUCCAUGGCGGAGGCCGUGCAGAGCAUGCCGCAGCAUCAGAGUCCUUUGGAGCAAGGCCAGAGGCAGGAGGAGCUGACCAAGGCGGAGACGGACGACCAGGAGAAGAUCAUCCAGGCCGCGGAGGACAGUAGGACAGCCGUCAGGACAAGGUGCAAGUCCGGGCCGCGAAGCAGGCCACUUGGAAGCCCUCGGACCAGAGGCUGGGCAUGCUUGCCCAGAGCGUCGAGGACAUCCACACGAAGAAGAUGCCUGCAAGACCUCGAAGGACCAGGCCAAGCACGACGUGCUGAAGUGAAAGUGCAAGAUGUGCAGCUACACAAAUUUCGGCUUCCGCGGCAACUGCAAGAUCUGGGGUCGCACUGCCACGCCGGAGACGCUGCUACAGCAAAAGAAGCAUAAGGAGCAUCUGGAGACGAGUCUAGCCGCGGCCAUGAGGGAGGACAAGGAGCGCGGCCCCUUGCAAGCGGCGGGCAGUUCGCCAGCGGGCCAGUUAGAGGCGAGCAGUUCUCGGGCCACUCAGCCCAAGCAGGCGUCUGCACCGCGACCGAACUAGUCGCCGUGGAUGGGGAGGGGCGUCAUGGA